Molecule: messenger RNA, 1204 nt
Organism: Tinamus guttatus (white-throated tinamou)
Lineage: Eukaryota; Metazoa; Chordata; Aves; Tinamiformes; Tinamidae
Source: RefSeq, a predicted model, not a curated record
AUGGCCAAGCUUGUUUUGCUCACUGGUCUGGUGCUCCUGCUCAACGCCCACAUAGGUAGGUCAUACCAAAGUUCCUUCGCCAACUGGGCCCCGUACAGGCCUGGCCUGUGACGCUGCAUGCCCUACAACAUUGAUCCCUGCCUCUGCGACCAUCUCAUCUACGCCUUUGCUGGGAUGGACAACAACGAGAUCGCCACCAUUGAAUGGAACGACGUGACCCUUUACAAAUCUUUCAACGGCUUGAAGAACCAGAAUGAAAAUCUCAAGACUCUCCUGGCUAUUGGAGGAUGGAAUUUUGGAACAGCCAAGUUCUCAACAAUGGUUUCCACUCCUGAGAACCGCCAGACCUUCAUCAAAUCUGUCAUCAAAUUCUUGCGCCAGUAUGACUUUGAUGGGCUUGACAUUGACUGAGAAUACCCAGGGUCCAGGGGCAGCCUGCCAGAGGACAAGGAUCUCUUCAGGGGCAGCCUGCCAGAGGACAAGGCUCUCUUCACUGUUCUCGUUAAGGAAAUGCUGGAAGCCUUUGAGCAGGAAGCUAAAGAGGUCAACAAGGCCAGGCUCCUCAUCACAGCUGCUGUUGCCGCUGGACUUUCCAACAUUCAGUCUGGCUACGAGAUUGUUGAGCUUGGAAAAUACCUGGACUACUUCCAUGUGAUGACUUACGACUUCCAUAGUUCUGGGGAUGGACGCACUGGAGAAAACAGCCCUCUAUAUGAUGGCCCAGAUGAUACUGGCAGCAACAGUUACCUCAGUGUUGAUUAUGCUAUGAACUAUUGGAAGAGCAACGGUGCCCCAGCUGAAAAGCUCCUUGUUGGAUUCCCAACCUACGGACACAGUUUCAAGCUCCAAAGCACCUCUGACACUGCUGUUGGGGCACCAACAUCAGGAGCUGGGCCAGCUGGAUCUUACACAAAAGAGGCUGGGACCUUGGCUUACUACGAGAUCUGCACAUUCCUGGAUUCUGGAGCCACCCAGGCCUGGGACACCCCCCAGGACGUGCCCUAUGCCUACAAGGACAGCACGUGGGUUGGCUACGACAACAUCAGGAGCUUCAACAUCAAGGCCGACUGGCUGAAGAAGAACAACUAUGGAGGUGCUAUGGUUUGGACCCUUGAUCUGGAUGACUUCACAGGCUCUUUCUGCAAGGAGGGCAAAUACCCUCUGAUCACCACUCUGAAGAAUACUCUUGGUCUCAAAAGCAGCA